Aspergillus clavatus NRRL 1 is the source of this 2184-nucleotide messenger RNA. RefSeq lists its product as uncharacterized. The record is from RefSeq and is a predicted model, not a curated record. NCBI's taxonomy places the organism in Eukaryota, Fungi, Ascomycota, Eurotiomycetes, Eurotiales, Aspergillaceae. The transcript has 5 exons. Bases 1 to 2184 code for a protein of 727 amino acids.
AUGGGUGCUUCGGCUCUUCGUGGCUCCAGGAAAAUGACUGUUCUUGGCCCUGAACACUAUCGACAGCAUCGUCGAGAUCUGGAAAGCACAGGCGUUUUCCAGAAACGGCACGCCAAAUCAACGAAGAACAACAUCAAAGGAUGCUUACAGUGGACUGACAUUAGGCAUUGCGAUUUUCUCGGGGAAAACCGACUAAAAUUCCUUGUGGCAGCCCGGAAAGAAGAUGUCAUGAUCUUUUUGAAAUGGAUACUUGACAACUACGCCAUAAAAAAGUUCAGCAGUUUACAUGAAAACUGGAGGCAAUGGUGCCAACUGUAUCGCCAAGCUGUUGGCCGCAGUCUUCACGCCAAAUGCCGUAGUGACAUCAAUGAUUACAUGACUGGGACCCUGGUGCCCUUUUAUAACCUAGACCUGUCUGUCGGAGACAAACCUGUUAUGAAUGUCGAUGACUUAUACCUGGUACUUCAUCAUCACUGGGUACUAGACAGAACGCCAUACCCUGAUGGCAGGCAGAUUAUCCAACUAGCCUUCCUUCUUCUGGUUUCCGCUUACACCGCCAGUCGGCCAGGGGCAUUAGUAUAUGUGGAGAGGAAUGAGCGAACCAAUAUUUCACAUUUCUAUGGUCGUGGUAACAAUGAUAACGAGGGAGACGAGGAAGCAGAUUGGGACACAAUGAGUGAGGAUCUCAAAACCCUUUGCUACGGUCAGAUAAGUUUGAUUUUGUUACCAAACCCCCAUGGCCCUCGUGAUCACUUGGUAAUGGAGGUUGAUCUGAAACACACAAAAGGCCACCACAAUAAGCCCAAGCGUAAAAUAUUUCUAAUGUCCGAGGUGAAGGAGCCAAUAUUUGAUAUUAUAACGCUUGUUAUAGUCAUGGCAAUACUUGAUGAUGCGUUCGAGAGCAAUAUUCGCUCUGUCGAGGAAAUCUUCUCUAGUCGUGUACUUGCUCCUCGACGCUCCAACCAACUGAAGUUUCGUAAGGACAAAUUAAACGUUCCAGUUUGUCGACAGCCAAUUUCGACUGGAUACGGAACUAGGACGCAUGAUAUGAAGCCACUGAAGUAUCACACGUACCUGUAUUAUCUCCAACGUUUGAGUUUGGCUGUUGGCAUGAUUCAGGCUAUGAGGCCAUACGAUCUACGGCGAGGCACGGGCGAAGCAGUCGAUAAUGUUGCAUCACUCCCAUUGCUCCAGCAAGUUAUGGGACAUGCUUAUGCCAGCGUCUACCAGAAGUAUAUGAACCAACGAGUCCAGUGCCAUGUCCAGGCAGCAUUUCUUGGAAUACCUUCUGAGAAUGCAUUGAUGAAUAUCCUCAGUCAUCAGAGUCGUUAUGUGGAUCCUCGUGCACCGGCCCACUUUGACGAUCUUACUUCUACACAAAGAGCUUCAAUCUCUUCUCACCCAGAAAUAAUUCGUCUUCGAGAACUACGAGAUUCUUUAGCUGCGGAAGCGAAAGAGCUUUAUGGGUCGAGCAAGAACGCAGCAGGCACAAAGAUUGGAGAACUUAAGGCUAAGGCCGAUGCUAACCUGCGCUGUGCAAAGGCAAAACUAAAAAAGGAAGCUUUUAACGCUGCUCGUGGAGAGUUCUUUGACACAAUCGACACAAAGGAAAUAAAUAAGCAGCUCGACCCGUCCUUCAUAGAUGUCGAUGACAAUGAAUAUCGCCCCGAAUCUGUCGUUCACAAGCUGGAGGAGCGAAGGCGCAUAGCAGACCUGAUGAAGCUCCCUACCAAGGACCUCUCUGAGAAAGAAGCUCUAGACCACCGGCUUGCACUAUCAAAUGCGCUGAUUGACCUCGGCCGUGUGGUGAAAAUACCAUCUGAGAGAAUAUCCGGAGAAGAUAUAACUACUGGCUCUGCUAGUCCUCCGUCCAUAGUGUCGUCUCAAACAGAUAAAGACUCGUCUUCUCCAGAGCCUCGUGCCUCCCCUAUUGCUCUCACUAACAAGCAUUGUCUCUUCUGUGUAUUCAGUCCGCAUCAUCAGUGCUAUUUUUCAACAUCUCGGAAAGCGCGAGAACAUUUUGAAAAGCAUCUGCGGACUUUCGGGCGUGAAGAACCGAUACCAUGCCCAGAUGAAUUCUGCCAGCUUGUUCUGCAUGGUCAUCAAGAGCUGAAGAGCCAUGCAGACCAAGUUCACAAAGUUCGUUAUUUCACAGAAGCUCAGCGUAUAAGAGCUGGUUUUUAG